Molecule: messenger RNA, 1371 nt
Organism: Oppia nitens
Lineage: Eukaryota; Metazoa; Arthropoda; Arachnida; Sarcoptiformes; Oppiidae
Exons: 5
Coding region: 1-1371 (456 amino acids)
Molecular function (GO): protein binding
Source: RefSeq, a predicted model, not a curated record
AUGAUUGCAAUCAACGGUCCAAAUAACAAGAGAUUGGAUCUAUGUUUAUAUGAGAGUCAUAUGAAAACAGAGAUCAUAUUAGAUGAGUGUGAAAGAGACAUCAGUGAUGACAAACAACAGACACAACAAACCCAACUCCAGCGUCUGUAUCAACAAAACGCCAGUCGUUUAUCCCAUAAUCAGCACCAUAUGCAUCACCAGCACCAUCACCACCAUCAUCAUCAUCACUGUGCCAUUCAUAGUAAAACCAGACACAUGUCACUGACAUCAACGACAAGAGCAGCACAGGUACUACAAUACCAACAACAUAACAGUUUAAAUAUCAAAAAGAAAUUUGUUUUAUUGGACUCCAAUCUAUUGAUCAGUCAAUACACAAACAAGCAGCAAUCAGUGUUGGAUUCCGUAAAGUCUGACCGUAUUAUUAAUACCGAACCCGAAGAAGACAGAAGGCGGAGGACUAUUAUCAUUGAGAAAAAGGGACAGUCGUUUGGAUUUACUUUACAGACUUAUGGUAUAAAACACAAACGAGAGGGUGAGGUUGAACUGUUGACAUACGUGGAUCACGUGGAGUACGGGGGUCCGGCAUUUAAGGGUGGUAUGCGUGCCGGCGAUGUCAUACUGUCCAUCAAUGGUAAAGAUAUGGAAAGGGCUGAUCACAAGACACUCGUUAAAUAUAUCAGUUCCUGUGAGAAGACUAUGAGAAUUGUAGUAUUGUUUGAGGACUGUGUCCGCAAAGUUGAACUUCAUAUCAAAUAUCUUAAGCUUAAGCACUUAUUGCAAUACAAGAUGAGUGAAUACGAGCUGUUGUGCCAAAGGGAAAGACAGUUAUUAUUGAACGCAUCGAUAAUCACGAGCACUGGUGUCGGCAAUCAUGGGUGUCGUCAAUCAUCAACAAUAAUGUCAAACAAAUUAACAAAUAGUACUCAAAUAGGAUCACAUAAUUCUGGUCAUUCGUGUCCGCAAAUAGUCAAUAAUAACAUUAAUCACAAUCACAUAAUAAAUGAGAAUAGAAUUAAUGCCAUCACUAGACACGACUGUCCACUGAAAACAGGUGGUUGUAUACCACAACAGCCUAAAUGCAAAUCACUGGAUCUGCUGGAGGACGCAAUCAACUGUAAUGACAUACAUCUCGAACCUACAGAUGAUGAUGAAGAAGAUGAUGGACAACACCGGAUGCGAGAAGAGGUUGACAGACCUAUUGAUGACACUAUGGCUACUCUUCCGCGAACUAAAAAGUAUGGCUCAUGUGUUGGCUCGAAAUCUCUUCCCGUUUCUCAGUCUAAUAGUACGGACUGUAUAUUAGGCAAUGAUAUUAAUGAUAGUACAAACCGAUCGCUGGCUGAAGAUAAAGAUUUUGUAACAAAAUUGUAA